Messenger RNA from Lasiosphaeria miniovina, 651 nucleotides. RefSeq lists its product as uncharacterized. NCBI's taxonomy places the organism in Eukaryota, Fungi, Ascomycota, Sordariomycetes, Sordariales, Lasiosphaeriaceae. The record is from RefSeq and is a predicted model, not a curated record. The transcript is spliced from 6 exons. Bases 1 to 651 code for a protein of 216 amino acids.
AUGCCAGCGGCGGCCAUGCUCAAAGAAGACGAUAACGUCGCGUGGCACACCCUUCGAGUGGUCCCAGUCCUAGUCGAACCCACCAGAGGGUUGUGCGACGACCUGAAAGUGGAUUUGCUUGUAGCUGCUGCCAAGGAUUUUCGCCGCCUCCGCGAUAUAACAGCCUUGGAGAAGCCCUGGAACCACGGGGAUACCGAACAGGUGAACAAUGCGAGGCCCGAGCAAAGGAGAUUGAGGCUGGCAAUAGCGGCGAAGAUGUGCAAGUGCGAGCGGCUCGAGCUCGAAGUGGAGUUGACUGUGGAGGUGGUAAAGGAAGCGCUCGUAAUCGAGACGCGCAGCCGGAAGGCGCUCGAAGAAAUAUUUCUGCGGUCGGCAAUCGUUCCCGAAACAGCCUGUUUUAAGCGCGCUCAAUCGGUGCGACUAUUGCUGCAAAAUGGAUUUGACAGAUUGAUGUUGAAAAAGGAUGACAAGUUGUUGGCGGCCGAAGUAUUCGGGAUGUCGGGAUAUGUCGGUGGACGGCGGGCGCACUCAAUCGAGGACGUAAGGCUUGUUGAGGGGUCUGGCAUCUCGACAUUACUGAAGACGAAACUCUCGCGGUUCUGCUCGGAACUCAUAUUGCAUCUGCGGUGCAAAUAUGCCUGCGGUCAAUAA